Messenger RNA from Adelges cooleyi (spruce gall adelgid), 4214 nucleotides. It is a transcript of the gene Ranbp21, whose product is annotated as exportin-5. Gene Ontology annotation, molecular function: nuclear export signal receptor activity; RNA binding. The coding region runs from base 261 to 3860 and encodes 1199 amino acids. Gene Ontology annotation, cellular component: cytoplasm; nucleus; RNA nuclear export complex. The transcript has 2 exons. Lineage: Eukaryota; Metazoa; Arthropoda; Insecta; Hemiptera; Adelgidae. The record is from RefSeq and is a predicted model, not a curated record. Gene Ontology annotation, biological process: protein export from nucleus; RNA export from nucleus.
AACACGUCUGUUGGACGAACAUGCGGAUGAUUUUUUUUCAACUAACUUUGCCAACACUCGAGUUGUCACUAUAUAAUAAUUGUCAUUAUUUUGAAUAAUCUAAUUUUAAAGUGAUUUUAUUUUAUUUGAUUAAAUAUUUUAAAUAUUUUAAUUUUAAUCAUUUGCCAUAAAGUUGUCAUUAGUGCAUGCCUCAGGAAAAACGAUGGGCGACUUUUAAAUGAACGUUGCAGAAUUAAACUUUGAAACAUAUCAAAGUUACCAUGAAUGUGGAAAUGCCUAUUGAAGCUGUAGUUCAGCAGCUUGCCCACGCUGUUGACCUAACUAUGAAUCCAUCAAUGCCUCAAGACAAACGCCAUGAGGCUUAUCGCUUGUGCGACAGCUUUAAAAAUGAAUUUCCGCUCCGCGUUCAAUGUGAGUGUGCCUUGUACUUCACCAGUGAUAACGCACCAUAUACUACGAUGGUACGUCAUUUUGGUCUACAACUUAUGGAACAUUGCAUUAAGUUUCGCUGGUAUCAGAUGGGGCAAGAUGAAAAGUUACUUAUCAAAGACACAAUUAUGAAUCUUGUUAAUUCCGCUACACCUGCAUUGCAAACAAAUUACCUUAAAGACGCCCUCGCUAGAGUAGUUGUAGAAAUGAUCAAAAGAGAAUGGCCACAACAUUGGCCCGAAAUGUUAAACGAACUAGAAUUUGCCACCACGUUAGGAUGUUUUCAAACAGAAACCGUAAUGUUGAUAUUUCUUCGAUUGAUUGAAGAUGUAGUUAUACUUCAAACUGUUGACAAUGCAGCCAGAAGGCGAGAUAUCAGCAAGGAGUUGCAGCAAAACAUGUCAAAAAUAUUUCCAUUUUUUCUUAAUGUAAUUGAUACGCAUUGUAGACAAUAUUUAGAAUAUCUAAGUAGAAAUGAACAGAACGCAGCUACCACUUUAAUAAAAGUUAUACAGUUAGCAUUAACAAAUAUUGGUGAAUUAUUCGAGUUUAUUCAACUUUCACAUGCGACUUUUAAGGAGUGUUAUAUAAUCACAGUGUUAUGUUCGCUAUUAGACGAUAUUAAUUUCAGACAACCAGCCGUCGAAUGUUUGGCCAUACUAUUAUCAAGAAAAUGUAAGAACGAUGAACGAGAAUGUGUUAUAAAGUUUUUUGAACAACCAUUACAACAACUUUCUAUGGUUAUGCUGAAGGCUAUGGGUCAAGAAGCUAGUGAAGAAAACAAUUUAUUUUUAAAAACGUUAUCUAAAGUCGUAUCAUUGUUAAGUUCAGUUUUAUGUGCCUUCUGGAAAGACAACAAACUUCAUAAUUUUACUGUUGAAGAAUCUGAAAAGAUACUUAUAUAUUAUAUUGAACUGUUACUUGUUUCGCUGGACCAUAAUUCUAUGAAUAUUGUUUCAAAUAUUAACCAAGCUUGGUGUACGCUUUAUAAACACCCAGACAUUUGUAAGAAAGUUUUGUUGCAGCAGAAUUACAUUCCCAAGUGGUUUUUGUUGUCAUCAAAAAAGUUAAUUAAAAUAGACUACAAAAACUUAGAUCCAUUCUCAUUACUCGAUUUCACAGAUGAAGAAAGUUAUAACAGUGUUUUUUACCAUUGUCGAGCAGAAAUAAUUGAAACAAUCAGGAACGCUUCUGUUGUUGAAAAUGAUGUAAUGUUCUUAGUUACUGAAAACUUGCUCAAAACAUGUAUGGAAAAGACAUCUACUCGAAUGAAAGUAAUUUCAAUAUGCGAAACAGACUCUGCAGAGUUUUUUGAAUGGGAAGUUAUUGUAUUAAUAUUGGAUGGAGUCGUUAGUAAAUUAUCACUGACUCCAGACUCGGAAAUCGUUCAGAGAGGUUUAAAAUUAAUAGAAUUGUGUUUAAAAUUUGAUACAAGGGAUCCGUUGAUUUUAUCAUUUCUUCUUUCGUCUGUCUCAGCGUUGUUUAUGUUCUUAACUGCGACUUCUUGGCCGUCAGAGUAUUUGCAUGCAACUCUAAAUAAAAUGUAUGAAUAUUUAAUACUAGAAUGUCAUCCAGAAGAUCAACUUUAUUCUCCAAUUAAGAACUUAAGGUUUCAUUCAGCAUCUUUGUUUAUAAAACUUAGUAUUAAGUUUCCAAAUCUCUUAUUGCCAGUUUUUGAUAAGCUGUGCUCAUUAAGCGAUCAAUUGUACGUGAAGACUAAUAAAGCUGGGGAUCAUUUAAGCAUUUGUUUACGUUUGCAAGAAGCUCUGUUAGUACUCAAUAACCAUAUUCCAGAUUAUGAAAAACAGACUCGACUAAUUAAUCAUAUUUUGGAACCGUGUCAAUUGAUGUGGCAAAAAAUUCAAAGUAUAGUGUCCGGAGGACCUGAAGGACUAUUAGCGUAUUUGGGUCUUGAUAGGCCUCCAGUUGAUCUGGAAUCUGAUCCUUGUUUAGAAAACCGAAAUCAUCUGACUCACUGUGUUAGUGUGUUGACUUGUGUAAUGACUAGAAGUAAUACAAACUCUUUGAGUCUAUCUAAAGUACCAUUCAUUUCUCCUGUCACCGAACCUGUUUUGUUACUUCUUCCUAAUGUAUUUUUGUUAAUAAAGAAUUUAAAUUCACUUUGCUCGGAUAACGUGAAAAAAAACAUGUAUCCCAGUUAUACUGGUGUAUUGCAAUUAUUUCCCCAAGAAAAAGAAACACUGUUGGGCAAGAACACGGUUUCAGAAAAAAAUGACCCAUUCCAGUUGUUUAGAAAGAACAACAAACCUGAUCCGGUGUAUAAAGUGAAAAGUUCAAUUCUGACUGUUUAUGAGCAAUGUUUACUUGUUUUGGGACGAUCAUGUCAUCUACUCGGAGAACACUUUUACGCGUUACAAAAUUUUGCUCCUAGUUUUAUUGCUACUAUAAUGAGUGAUGCAGAAUCAUUACCUCAUGUUCGUAUUAGGACAAUCAUGAAGAGUUUUAUCAAACCUUUUCUAGUUAACUGUUCAAGUAAAUAUCACGAAACAGUCCUUAUUCCAAUACUAAAUUCAUUCUUAUCUCAUAUGUUAAUGCGUUUGAAUAUUACAUGGCAAAAUAUACCAGAACGUGAGGAAUAUUAUGAUGCCAAAGAAGGGGAUUCCGAGGAGUUACUAGAAGAUAUGAUCAUACGUUUAUUGACACGAGAGUAUAUAGACUUGAUAAGAUUGUGUUUAACUUGUUCUAACGAUACCAAAACCAGCCCUAAUGGUAGCGUUGAAGAUAUUCCUGUGAGUCAGCCUAGUAGUGAUCUAUCCGAAUUGGGGAUAAAACUAUUGAGAAAUGAGCAGUCUAGACGUUUAAUCGUUGAAAGUAUUCUCAAUGGUUUGUCGUGGAAUACUUCAAUUAGCCAGUAUUGGAAAUCUUGUCAAACUUUCCAGUGGGAUAACAGACCAAUAAUACCACCUUGGAGUGAUAGCCAAAGUAGUUUUAAAUCGACACCUUUGAUCCAGUUAAUUGUUAAGCAUUUAGCAACUGAUGACGAAACGUCUGCUAUUGCGAUUGCUCCCGAUUUAUUAAUAGCAGUUUUAGAAAGUCUCCAUUGGUACGGCCAUCACGAUUCUAAUGUUGGCCCACUAUUAGGCACAUGUUUAAUUGUGUAUGAGACUUUCCGUUGUAAAAAUGACCAGCUGUUAGGAGUAUUUAAGAAACUACCCGAAGUAAAUUUGGACACACUAGACAGAUUUGACAAAUGGGUGAUGAGCCAUGACACGGUAAACAAUAAAGUUAACAAAAGUAAACGUGAUAUGUUAAAAAAGAUAUUAGCCGGUUGCAUAGGCAAAGACGUGAGUCAAACUCACAAACGUAAAGCUGAACUCAGAGAUUUGCCAAAAAUUCAUAUCCCAAAAAUAUGCACAACAGAUUUGCUGGAAAAUGGUGAUGACUUGAACAUCAGUAAAUUACAAAAUUAAUUUGGUUAUUUAAUAAACUUGCAUCGUUUUUCAUUUUGUUGUUGAUAUUAUUGUUUUAUUUAUUCAUUUUUUUUUUUUUUUAACAUUUGUUCAAAACAUGAAUGUAGGCUACCCCAAUACUGUCGUAUAUUACCGAUAAGCCUAGCAUAAUUUUUUAUGUACAAUUAAAAUAUAAUUAUUACUUACGUUUUUUAAAUUAUUAAAAUGGUAUAUAUAAAUUGAAUAUUGCAUUUAAUAACACUGAAAUAUCCUAAUAUAAACUAUAUCUGAUAUUUAUUGAAAUAAAAAUAUGUGUUACUCAAUACAAAAUAUGACGUGAUAAAAUUAAAACCAAUAAAUAUUAAUAACUGGCCA